AUGUAAGAAGGAUAUGAUGAUGACGAUGGUAAUUUCUAAGAUGAUUAAGAUCAAAAUGAAGAGGAUUAUGAUUAAUUUAAUCAAGUUGAUUAGAUGGAAUCCAAUCAAUUUGAUAACUCAUAAAAGGAUAAAUACUAAUAAGACAAGAAUUAUGGUAAUUACUAACCGGAUCAACAAAAAUAAAUUGAAGAUAAGAUAUCUGAGGAUUUGGAAGAAAAGAUGAAGAUGUUGGAUGAGUAUUCGAAAGAUAAGAGUGAAGAACAAAUAUUGAAUAUCAGAAUGCACUAGUUGGCAUUGGCCAAGAUUCUGGUAUUCACACAUGGCAAAGGAUAAUUUAAAUUAGUGAAAGCACAUACUAAUAUAGGCGAGGCAUAUCUAAAUUAUAAAUGUUAUGAGUAAGCGAUUGAUCAUCUAACUCUUGCUUUGAAGAAAAAUGCCAAAUUGUAUAAUGAAGAAUAAGAAAGCAAGAGUUACAAUUCAAUCAUUCUCACAUUACUUGGAAAAUGUUAUCUAGAAAUCAAUAGUUAUGAAGAAUCCUUGGAUUUAUUGAAAAAGGCCUAUGAAACCCAAUGUUAGAUCUAUGGAGAUGAAACUGAGCAUUCAAUUUAAACAUUGACGCUGAUGUCUAAUUGCCAUACCAACCUGAAAGACUACGAUGCUAGUGAAGAAUGCAUUACUAAAGUGUUUGCUAUUACAGAAGCCAAAUACGGUUAUAAGUCUGAAUAGAGUGCAAUUUCUUAUAUUGAAAAAGCCAAAAUAUUUGCAUGCCAAGAAAAUUGGAAGGAUGCAAUUCAAUGUCAGACAAGUGCUAUAGAUAUGUUAGUAGAAAUUAAUUAUCAUAAAACUGAAUAUGUAGCAGAACUAUACUAAUAGUUAUCAACUUAUUACGAGAAGAUUAAAUCUACUGAUGAACAAAUUGCUUGUCUAUAGAAAGUGAAAUAGAUCUAUAUUGAAUUAUAUACUGCCUAAGACAAGAAGGUUAUUAAGAUAAAACGAUAAAUUGCCAUCAUCUAAUUAAGAUAAGAGAGACAUUAAGAAGCACUGGGUGAAUUAUAUGAAACUGAAGAUCUAGAAGUUAAAGUAUAUGGAGAAGGAAGUGUUUAAGUAGCAAAGACUCAAAAGAUUCUUGGCACAAUAUUGUUGUUAGUCUAGGAAUUUAGAGAUGCUUUGAGUUAUUUUUAGAAGAGUUUGAAAACCUUUGAGGAGAAUGGUAUGAAGAAGGCUGUUGCGGAGGUUAAGUAGAGGAUCAAAAGUGUGAAGGAAAUGAAGGAGAAAGGAAAAGGCUAAUUAAACUUAAAGGAUAGAUAAAACAUCAUGUAAGAUUAUUGA
Paramecium tetraurelia is the source of this 1329-nucleotide messenger RNA. RefSeq lists its product as uncharacterized. The transcript has 5 exons. Gene Ontology annotation, molecular function: protein binding. NCBI's taxonomy places the organism in Eukaryota, Ciliophora, Oligohymenophorea, Peniculida, Parameciidae. The record is from RefSeq and is a predicted model, not a curated record.